This is a messenger RNA of Balaenoptera musculus (blue whale), 729 nucleotides long. Its product is annotated as keratin-associated protein 10-8-like. NCBI's taxonomy places the organism in Eukaryota, Metazoa, Chordata, Mammalia, Artiodactyla, Balaenopteridae. The record is from RefSeq and is a predicted model, not a curated record. Gene Ontology annotation, cellular component: keratin filament.
AUGGCCGUGGCCGGUGAGGCCAGCUCCCCCCAGGACGGCAGUGCCCUGGCUGUGCCCCAAGUCUGGGGGGAGUGGGCAGCGUCCUUCCCCCCCGCCCCCGCCACGGCCGUGUCCACCCCGUCCAUCUGCUCCAGCGCCCUGAGCUAUGAGCCCGGUUCCUGCACCGGCUCCUGCUGGCAGGUGGACGACUGCCCAGAGAGCUGCUGCAAGCCCCCUUGCGCCCCCAGCUGCUGCGCCCCGGCCCCCUGCCUGACCCUCAUCUGCGCCCCGGUGAGCUGUGUGUCCAGCCCCUGCUGCCAACCAGCCUGCACCAGCCCCUGCACGGUCCCGUGCUGCCAGCAGUCUAGCUGCCAGCCCUCCUGCUGCACCUGCUCCCGUCAGCAGGCCUGCUGUGUGCCCGUCUGCUGCAAGCCUGUGUGUUGCACACCUGUCUGUUGCAAACCUGUCUGCUGCACACCUGUCUGCUGCAAGCCUGUCUGUUGCACACCUGUCUGCUGCAAGCCUGUCUGUUGCACACCUGUCUGCUGCAAGCCUGUCUGUUACACACCUGUGUGCUGCAAGCCCGUGUGCUGUGAGGCUGCCCCCUGCUCAGCCCCCUCAUGCUGCCAGCCCACCCCCUGCCCCUCGUCCUGCUGCAGACCCUCCUCCUCCGUGUCCCUGCUCUGCCGCCCCGUGUGUUCCUGCCCGGUCUGCUGUGUCUCCGCCUCGGCCCUGGAGCCCUGCUGCUGA